Molecule: messenger RNA, 528 nt
Organism: Cladocopium goreaui
Lineage: Eukaryota; Dinophyceae; Suessiales; Symbiodiniaceae
Source: the annotation of a GenBank genome assembly
AGUUGGGUCCAGUUGUGACCUGCCCGACGACGAGUUGUGAGCACUCGGGACACGCCGCAAGGACAGAGGCGUUCCGAGGGUUCGAAGCUUGCGCCGCUCCAUGGCGUCAUCUUCCAAGGUCAAAACCAAGAAUUCCUUGGAUCAGCUGGAGAUCAAGUUGCAGUCCGACGUGGACUGGCUGACCACUGCCCUGGCGCCCAAGUUGAAGGCCUCGUCGGCCAAGAAGGCCCCUUACGCCUUCGUGAACGGCUCGCUGAAUGCCCUCGGCUCCAAACUGACCAUGCAAGAAGCGGAAUCGCUGCAGAAAUUGGUCAAGGACAUGGUCGCGAAGCGAAAGAAGUUGGAGCAGGAGGCAGAGAAGAAAAGACUCGAAGAGGAGGAAAAGAAGAAGAAAGAGGAGCUUCCACAAAACGACGUUUCCGACGCGGAUUUCUUUGCUCAAUACAUGUGAGAUUCCUGCGUCCCGCCUCCUGAGGGGUCGGGGUUGCACUGAGUACAGAACCAGCAGAAGACAUGGGGAGAACAUGG